GUUUUUGCUUACGGUGUUGCUCCAUGUAUGGGGCUCUCUGACGUGAAUCUUUAUGGCCUCUGAUGCUGUACGACUUGCCGCCGGGCAAAUUUUAUGUGGCUUACCUGUGGUUUGUUUAGCUAGGCCAGCCAGCAAAGUACCUCAACACCUAGUAGAACGUGUGAAAUACCUGUAUGUUUCAGCCUCCCGUGUAGUUAUCUCGGGUUUUAGCUCUCUGUGGAUGUGAGUGCCGAGUAGGCUUGUUUGCUUCGAAGUCUGCCGUGUCUCUUUCGCUUGUUGGAGCUAGACAGAGAAAUUAGAGAAGGGAGAUAAAGGUGAGAGUUUGGUAAUGCGGGGGAUCACAACAUAAUCUCAUCUCGUGAACCUGUUUCACUGUUGGACUGUUUGGUUAGCCGCUCUCCGUAUGAAUUAUGUCCUGAUUUCUUACAAAGUUUAGGAUCAGGAAGUACAGUGUAGCAAAUAGGUACAGAUUUCAGCCAUCGCAAACUAAGCACAAAACAGACGCAUGUUGCGGUUGAAACUGAAGCGAAAGCCCGUCGAACACAAAGUAUACUGUGACAUCAUAUCAGAUUCUCCUUCAGUAUUUUUUACCAAGUGCAUCAAAAUCUAGAAUAUACCUGUGCGUAUAUAUACACGGCCUGCAGAAGAGAACGAGGAGACUCAGCAGUCAAAGUCUUCCUCCCAGGAGAAAUAGUCAACCGCAAUCCGCCGAACGUUCUUGACUCCACGGGCGACUCUUCCUCUUCCUCUCACUCUCACGAAUCAAUAGCCUUAGCCCACAUCUUCCUCCCCACUUCCGUUACCCGGCCCUGAAGCCAUGGACGGCGUGUACGAAGCGCUGGUCGUGACCGUGGCUGCCUUCGUAGGCAUCUCCGUACCCUGCCUCCUCGUCGCCUUCCUCUGCCGCCACCGCAAGAACCGCCUCCUCGAGCCGGACCACCGCUGCUCGUCGUCGUCGUCCCUCCCAAUCUCCGCCCCGGUCGGGAUAUCGUCGGAGCUCUCCUCGUCGUGGUCUCUGUACGGAUCGGCCGUCGACUCCUCCCUCAAGAAGCUCUCGCUCGACGACCUCGCCAGGGCCACCGGCGAAUUCUCCCCGGACAACAUCAUCGGCGACGGCAGCUUCGGGUUCGUGUACCGCGCCGUGCUCCCGGACGGCGGACCGGCGGUGGCCGUCAAGCGCCUCUCCGCGGACCACGCCGCCGGCGCCGGCAACCGCGAGUUCCGCGCCGAGCUGGAGGUGCUCGGCAGCCUCAGCCACCGCAACCUUGCGCGCCUGCUCGGCUACUGCGCCGCCGGGCGCGACCGCCUCCUCGUCUACGAGCUCCUCGAGCGAGGCAGCCUCGACGCCUGGCUGCACGGCGACGCCGCCUCGGCCGGUGGCUCGCUCCCGUGGCCCGCGCGCCUCCGCGUCACCCGCGGCGCAGCGGCCGCGCUCGCCUUCCUGCACCACGACCGCCACCCGCCCGUGCUCCACCGCGACGUCAAGUCCAGCAACGUGCUACUCGACGAGGGGUUCGAGGCCAAGCUCGCCGAUUUCGGCCAUGCGAGGGUUGUCACCGGCGGUCCUGCCGCGUCGCAGCUCAGCACGCAGGCCGCCGGCACAGCGGGGUACAUGGCACCAGAGAUACGUGAAGGCGUGGGAGCAAGCGUGAAAGCAGAUGUGUACAGUUUUGGCGUGCUAAUGAUGGAGACAGUGACCGGUCGACGACCAAGCUGGCCAAUGAAGAACAUUAGAGGUAAGGAGGUAGAACUAUUGAAAUGGGCAAGGGAAAAGGUUGAGGCCGACAUAUCCUCGGAGAUUGCGGAUCAUCGAAUGGGUUUAGAAGGGGAAAAGGAAACAAAGGAGGUGAAAACUUUCUUAGACAUCGCACAAAGUUGCACAGAGGAGUCUCCUAAGUAUCGACCGACAAUGAAAGAGGUGGUAGAGAGGCUCAAUAGGCUGUGAAAGUCUCAAAUCAAAUGUUCUCUCUAAUGAAGAUUGAAUGGCAACAAGAAAAGCUCAGUGGAUUGACUAUGCCAUGAUCAGUUUGAGUUCCCCUACUAUAAUGUAUAGGUCUUCUGCUAGUACUUAGUUUGUUUUACAAAUUGUGCGUACUUUGUGUAUGAGGAGCUGAUGACAUGUGUGAAAAACACAUAUGUAUUUCGAGUUGUA
Messenger RNA from Triticum aestivum (bread wheat), 2152 nucleotides. RefSeq names its product leucine-rich repeat receptor protein kinase MSL1. Gene Ontology annotation, biological process: protein phosphorylation. Lineage: Eukaryota; Viridiplantae; Streptophyta; Magnoliopsida; Poales; Poaceae. The record is from RefSeq and is a predicted model, not a curated record. Gene Ontology annotation, molecular function: ATP binding; protein kinase activity.